This is a messenger RNA of Corylus avellana, 3204 nucleotides long. RefSeq names its product histone-lysine N-methyltransferase, H3 lysine-9 specific SUVH4. NCBI's taxonomy places the organism in Eukaryota, Viridiplantae, Streptophyta, Magnoliopsida, Fagales, Betulaceae. The record is from RefSeq and is a predicted model, not a curated record. Gene Ontology annotation, molecular function: double-stranded DNA binding; zinc ion binding; protein binding. Gene Ontology annotation, cellular component: nucleus.
CCCUAGACUCCAGAGGUUAUUGAUUUUACAGGUACCAAUCUUGAUUUUCUAGCAUUGAUACUCUGCUCUGGUUCUCCAGGUACCAAUCUUGAUUGUCUCUCUCUUCGGACUCAAAUUUCUGGAGCUCGGCGAUGUUCUCGAUGAACUGGAUCUUUUCGCAUUGAUUCGAAAAUUGAUACGGGGGCUUCUUUUGCUUUUAUAAUUUGCACUCUCUUCGAGAUUCUUAUUGUGCACAUGAAUUUAGAGAGUGGUUUAUAGUUUUUUAUCCGAGCACAUUUCGUCUCAUUCCUGCUAGAUGAUUGUGUGAAAAAUUAUAUUUUUAUCUUGCGCCUUUUAUAUCAAUGGCUGUUGACUCUGGCGAUGGCAUUCAAAGUAAAGUGCUAGUUGAUGAUAGAGAUAUUGGUUUUAUGGCGGAGAAGAAUAUUGCACAAUGUGUUAAAAAUAUUGAACCAAUCAGUAGCCUAGGACUACAAAACUUACAGCGAAGGGUUAGUCCAAGGCUUCAAAACACGCCUGAUGAUCAAAAGCCUUUCUAUGGUAGCAAUGGAAAGAGGUUAUCGGAUGGCCUCAAAGAUAAAGUUUGCGAGAAAAGGGCUAAGAUGGUGUUUGUGGAAGACAUUCGUUGUAAAGAGAAUGCUGUUACGGCAAAGAAGAAUGUUGCACAAUGUGUUGAACAGACUGAACCAAACAGUAGCCGAGGACUACAAACUUUACAGCGAAGGGUUAGUCCAAGGCUUCAGAAUAUACCUGAUGAUCAGAAGCCUUUCUAUGGUAGUAAUAGAAAGAGGUUAUCAGAUGGCCUCAAAGAUAAAGUUAGCGAGAAAGGGAUUAAAGUGGAGUUCGGGGAAGACAUUCGUUGCAAAGAGAAUGUUGUUACAGCAAAGAAGAAUGUUGCACAAUGUGUUGAAAAGAUUGAACCAAACAGUAGCCAAGGACAACGAAAUUUCCAGCAAAGGAUUAGUCCAAGGCUUCAAAACAUACCUGCUGAUCAAAAGCCUUUCUAUGGUAGUAAUAGAAAGAGGUUAUCGGAUGGCCUCAAAGAUAAAGUUAGCAAUAAAGGGACUAAAGUGGAGUUCGUGGAAGACAUUCAUUGUAAAGAGAAUGUUGCACAAUGUGUUGAAAGGAUUGAACCAAACAGUAGCCAAGGAAAACAAAACUUGCAGCAGAGGAUUAGUCCAAGGCUUCAAAACAUACCUGAUGAUCAGAAGCCUUUCUAUGGUAGUAGUAGAAAGAGGUUAUCGGAUGGCCUCAAAGAUAAAGUUAGCAAUAAAGGGACUAACGUUGAGUUUGUGGAAGACAUUCGAUGUAGAAGAAAUCUGGCGAUGAGUCGUAACAGCGGUCGUGCUCAAGUUGAUAAUUCGGAUAAAAGUGUGGCGAGGGUGAAAAGGACAUUGAGGGUUUUCAACACGUUUUACCUUCGCUUUGUUCAGGAAGAGGAGAAGAGAUGCAAGAAGCCUACGGAUAAUGAUUUGCAAGUUUCUAAUGGUUCAGAAAAUAAUAAUGGGAAUGCAUCAGAUGAUUAUUCAAGGAGAUGUUCCAAGCGACCUGAUCUGAAGGCAAUUUCUGAGAUGGUGAAGUCAAAUAAAAUUUUGUAUCCUAAGAAAAUAGGUCAUCUACCAGGUAUUGAUGUCGGGCAUCAAUUCUAUUCUCGGGCUGAAAUGGUGGCUGUAGGUCUUCAUGGACUUUGGUUGAGUGGAAUUGAUUAUAUUGGAGAAUCUUGCAAAAUGAAGGAGUACCAGAACUUUUCCUUGCCACUUGCCGUUUCAAUCGUGUUGUCUGGCCAAUAUGAAGAUGAUGUUGAUAAUGCAGAAGAAGUUGUGUAUACAGGUCAAGGUGGAAAUGACUUACUUGGCAAUAAGCGUCAAAUUAAGGAUCAAGUUAUGUGUCGUGGUAAUUUAGCUCUUAAGAACAGCAUGGAUCAAGAUUUAUGUGUUAGAGUGAUACGUGGGCAUAAAUGUGCUAGUAGUUAUACUCGCAAAGUUUACACAUAUGAUGGUUUGUACAAGGUUGAUCAUUUUUGGAAAGAGAGAGGUGUUGCUGGAUAUAUUGUUUUUAAGUAUCGUUUAAAGCGAAUUAAAGGACAGCCCAAAUUGGUCACAAAUCAAGUAGAUUUUGCUAGGCGGCGAGUCUCUAACGGUCAUUUUGAAUUAGAUGGAUUGGUGUGUAAGGACAUCUGUGGUGGUCAAGAGAAUAUAUGUAUUCCUGUUACAAAUAUAUGUGAUGUUCCUCCUGUUGUACCCUCAGGUUUUAAAUAUAUCAAGUCUAUUCAAGUUGCAGAAAAUGUAAUUAUCCCUCCGGAUGCUCCCGGAUGCAAUUGCAAAGGAAAAUGUACUAAUGCUGCGAAGUGUGAUUGUGCUCGACUUAAUGGCAAUGACUUUCCAUAUGUGCACCAAGAUGGUGGCAGACUAGUUGAACCAACGGAUGUUGUGUUUGAAUGUGGUCCAAGAUGUGGCUGUGGACCUAGUUGCCUCAAUCGUACAUCUCAGCAGGGAAUGAAAUACCAACUUGAGGUCUAUCGUACGGAGAAUAAGGGCUGGGCUGUUAGGUCUAGGGACUUUAUUCCUUCAGGUGCUCCAGUUUGUGAAUAUGUUGGAAUUCUCAGGAAGAAUGAUGAAUUAGACAAUGUCUCAGGGAAUGACUAUAUAUUUGACAUUGAUUGCUGGCAAACAAUGAAUGAGAUAGGAGGAAGAGAGCGGCGAUUACGUGAUGUAUCUCUACCUUUAAGUGGUCAUGCUAAGGAAAGAUAUGACAAGAUAUCAGAAAAUGGACCUGAGUUUUGCCUAGAUGCAGGUUCUUAUGGUAAUGUUGCCAGAUUUAUCAAUCAUAGCUGUGAGCCUAACCUCUUUGUUCAGUGUGUUUUGAGUUCCCACCACGAUGUUAGACUUGCGCGAGUGAUUUUGUUUGCUGCGGAUAACGUACCUCCUAUGCAGGAACUAACUUAUGACUACGGAUACGAACUUGAUAGCGUCGUCGGUCCUGAUGGAAAAGUAAAGAAGUUGCCGUGCUAUUGUGGUGCGCAAGACUGUCGGAAGCGUUUGUAUUAGGCAGAUGAAGUUUCUCAUCUUAGUAAUAUUGUGUCGAUUCACCACAAACCUCAUUUUUGUAUGUAGGGCCCACAAGUCAAAUUCAAAUGUAAAUUAUCUUACAGGAUUUUUAUCUAAUUAUUAUUUAGUUUUAUAUCAAAUUUUGUGUCUAUUAACGUUG